Messenger RNA from Fragaria vesca subsp. vesca, 2847 nucleotides. RefSeq names its product disease resistance protein RPM1-like. Gene Ontology annotation, biological process: defense response to other organism. NCBI's taxonomy places the organism in Eukaryota, Viridiplantae, Streptophyta, Magnoliopsida, Rosales, Rosaceae. Gene Ontology annotation, molecular function: ADP binding. The transcript has a single exon. The record is from RefSeq and is a predicted model, not a curated record. The coding region runs from base 1 to 2847 and encodes 948 amino acids.
AUGGCAGAAAGUGUAGUGAAGUUUUUACUUGACAAGCUCAAUUCGUUAAUUGAAGGAGAGGUGGUGCUGUUCUCAGAAAUUCAAGCACAGGUCAGGGACACGGUUGAUGAAUUAGAGCGUAUUCAGGCGUUCUUAAGGGUUGCUGAUGCAAAGGAAGAUGGUGAUCCUCAGCUCAAACUAUGGGUCAGAAAAGUAAGAGAAGUGGCUCAUGAGAUGGAAGAUGUCCUGGAUAAAUUCAGGCUGUUCUAUUCCAAUGAUCCCCCGCCUGGAUUUUGUACUUUACUUGACAAGCUUAUUUGCUUCAUCAAGAUAUGGAAAGCUUACCAUCAAACUGCUGCUGAUAUUGAAUGCCUAAACUCGAGAAUCAGAAGCCUCAGAGAUGGACAUGACAGAUACCAAAUUGUUGACCAACCUGGCUCCACUUCUUCCCGCCGAAGUGGGCACCGUCUGUUUGUUCAAGGGGAUGACCUCUUACUGGAAGCAGCUGAUCUUAUGGCAAUCAGGGAGCAGCCUAAAAAUCAGCUGAUCGAGCUGCUUAUGAAACAUGAGCCAGGACUCCAGGUGGUAUCGGUGGUUGGGAUGGGCGGAUUGGGCAAAACUACCUUGGUAAAGCAGGUGUAUGAGGACCCCGAGGUUAGGAAACGCUUUAAGGUUCAUGCUUGGAUCACUGUUUCUCAGUCAGUCAGUAUGAACCAGCUCCUUAGAUCCAUGAUUCAUAACAUCUUCCAAGUUAUUCAGAAACCACCUGAGGAAGAGGUUGAUAGCAUGAACAACAACCAGCUCCGAGAAAGAAUCCAAAAGUUGCUGCAGCAAAGCAGGUACCUGAUUGUUCUUGAUGAUUUGUGGCAGACAGAUGCCUGGGAUGUCAUCAAUAAAGUAAUCCCCAAUAACAAACUAGGUAGUCGAGUAAUGCUCACUACUCGUAUUCAUGCUGUAGCACAAGCCUCUUGCUUGGGCACACAAGGUAUGGUCUACAUUUUGGAGCCCUUAUCUGUAGAAGAGUCUCGAACUCUUUUAUAUAAGAUGACAUUUCAGGCAGACUCAUGCCCACAAACCUUGAAGGGCAUUUGUGACUGCAUCUUAAACAAAUGUGGAGGGCUGCCCCUAGCAAUUGUAGCAAUUGGGGCUGUUCUAGCUGCGAAAGACAAGAAGAAUAUAGAUGAAUGGACUGCUAUCUGUGGAAGUAUUAGUGCCGAGAUUCAGCAAAAUGAUCAGCUUGAAAAUAUGAAGGAAUUACUAUAUCUCAGUUUCAGUGAUUUACCAUACCAGCUGAAAUCAUGUUUCUUGUAUUUGAGCAUCUUUCCUGAUCUCUACAACAUUGAGCGUAUGAGAUUAAUUCGGUUAUGGUUAGCUGAAGGAUUUCUGAUCACAAUGGAAGGAAAGACACCAGAAGAAGUUGCAGAGAGUUACCUUAAGGAGCUAUUGGACAGAUGUUUGAUUCAAGCAGCAGAAACAGCAACUGAUGGGAGAGUUAAGUCAUAUCGUAUCCACAAUUUUCUACGAGAGAUAUUUAUUUCCAAGUCCAAGGAGCAAAAUUUUGCAGCAGUAGUGAAAGAGGGAGAUACAAUGUGGCCUGAAAAAGUUCGAAGACUAUCAAUAGUUAACUCAGUGCAGAAUGUACAAAAAAAGAGGCCUCCAUCUACACUUCGCUCUUUGCUCAUCUUUGGGGCAGAAGGUUCACUUACUAACUUGUCCAUACCAAAAUUAUUUCCUAAAGGUCUUCAGUUGCUUACUGUAUUAGACUUGCAAGGAGCACAUAUAGAGGUCUUUCCAAAAGAGGUUUUUAAGCUGGUUCUUCUCAAGUUUCUUAGCCUGAGGGGUAGCAAGGUAAAACAAGUUCCAACCUCCAUCAAGAAUUUAAGAUACCUACAGACUCUGGACCUUAAACACUCCCAUGUCGUUGAAUUGCCAUCUGAGAUUUUAAAGCUUAAGCAACUUCGCCAUCUCCUGGUGUAUCGUUACGAAGUUGAGUCUUAUGCACACUUUAAUUCCAAGUAUGGAGUAAAGGUUCCUGCAGGAAUCUGUGGCUUGGAAAAGCUCCAAAAGCUGUGUAAAAUAGAGGCAAAUCAAGAUAAUUAUGCUUUAAUGGCGAACCUCGGAAGCUUGACUCAGCUGAGGAGGUUAGGCAUUCUAAAAUUGAGACAAGAAAAUGGAACAGCCUUAUGCUUAUCCAUCCAAAAGAUGAAGAACCUUCGUGCAUUGUCUGUAUCUUCAGUGAAGAAGGAAGGGAUAAUUGAUCUGAGCCAUCUUUCUUGUGCUCCUGAAUUUCUUCAGCGACUGUACUUGACAGGUCGUUUAGAAAGCUUACCACACUGGAUUUCUUCUCUUCAAAACCUGGCCAGACUAUUCCUAAAAUGGAGUCGAUUGAAGGAGGAUCCUCUUGUCCAACUUCAAGGUUUGCCAAAUUUGGUACAUCUAGAACUCCUACAAGUUUAUGAUGGGAAUAGCUUGCAUUUUGAGGCAAAAGGGUUCCCAAGUCUGAAGUUACUAGGUAUUGAUAAAUUAGAAGAACUUCAAUCAGUAACUAUAGAUAAGAGAGCAAUGCCUUGUCUAGAAAAGCUUAUUAUCCAGCGGUGUAAAUUGUUGAAGAAGGUCCCAUCUGGCAUCGAGCUUUUAACCAGUCUAAAGUUGCUUGAAUGUUUUGAUAUGCCAGAUGAAUUUAUCAUGGCACUACAUCCAGAUGGUGGAGAAGAUCACCAGAAAGUCGCUCGUAUCCCGGCGGUUUAUUAUUCCUAUUGGAAAGGUGGCGGUUGGGAUGUCUAUUCAUUAGUCAAUGACGGGGAGGGAUCUCAUCAAGGUACUUCUGCCAUAAGGAGGGUCGAACCUAAUAUACUAUGGAAGGUCUAG